Messenger RNA from Suillus plorans, 1125 nucleotides. RefSeq lists its product as uncharacterized. The transcript is spliced from 8 exons. NCBI's taxonomy places the organism in Eukaryota, Fungi, Basidiomycota, Agaricomycetes, Boletales, Suillaceae. The coding region runs from base 1 to 1125 and encodes 374 amino acids. The record is from RefSeq and is a predicted model, not a curated record.
AUGGACGACACAGAACUAUACCGAAACGCAGGGAGGAAGGCUUCGAGCCUUCUGGAUACGUUUGGCAUACCUUCCACAGCCUUCAAGACCGGUCUUCAAUUUGACCGAGGGGGUAAGCGUGACCUGAAACAACCUGAAGAUGUCACCAAUCAGCAUUUGUUACUUUACAAUGGCAUCAUCGACUAUGUUCCUGGGCUCAAGAGCGAGCUCGACCACAUAUCAAGCAAAAAACUCAACAUGAUCAUUGCAAUGGUAUCAAAGGGUAUGAGCGAUGGCAGAUCCGCAGAUCUGAGCUCUGUCAAGCACAAGGGCCUGCAAUACAUUGGGCUAAAUAUGUAUAGUAAGGCCGAUGUUCUUGACCCACCAGUUCCAGAAAUCGAGAAUAAGUUGAUUGCUAUGGCUGCCUUGCAAGCUGGCGAAAUCACCAUGACGGCACACAACUGGCCAACAUUCUUUUAUGAACAUGACGUUUACGACGCUGCUGAGAAGACACAUGGCCUGUUUCGAAACCACAUUGUUCUGAGGUUUUAUAAACAUUUUUUUAUUGGACCAUCAUCCAUCAUGAACGACUCAUCAAAUGUUCGCAACUCUGCAAAGCCAUCCAAAAAUUGUGCAUGGGGACUGACAGCCGUUAACAAAUACAUCAUUGCAUAUGUUCACAUUAUCCUCCUCUGGGCCAUCAUUGAAAUGCUAGACGACGAUGACGAUCCAUGGGUCAAAGACACCCUCACGUGGUGGAACAGGCAUGUCAAACCAACUAAGGACAACUCGCACUCGGCCAAGCUCAUGCGAAAGGAAAGUGAGGACAACAUUGCACAAAUUUGUGCUCAGCGAGCUGCACGCCAUUCUGCAUUAGGUACAUCAGAUGUGCUGUCACGUCCGGUCAACCCUAAUGGGUAUCGAGAGCCCUCAACCAGUAAGCAAGCACGCCCUGUGGAGUACGAUGACGAAGACGAUAUAGUAGCACAUGCACCCAAACGGCUUCGGCGAGCAGGUGACAACCUUGCCAGUGACUCACCAUCUCACCCAAAUUCCAAUGCUAAGCAGCACCACACCUCAGUUUAUGAUGAUGAUGAGGUUGCGGCACCACGAACACAGUCAACCCACCCUCGGUUGGAGAGGUGA